Oryza sativa Japonica Group (Japanese rice) is the source of this 1159-nucleotide messenger RNA. RefSeq names its product upstream activation factor subunit spp27. Gene Ontology annotation, cellular component: nucleus. NCBI's taxonomy places the organism in Eukaryota, Viridiplantae, Streptophyta, Magnoliopsida, Poales, Poaceae. The record is from RefSeq and is a predicted model, not a curated record.
AGAUAAAAUUGCCACAUAAGCACCACGUCAAUGCUAUGUGGGACGAAGACAUAGUCAAACCAGCCACAUAGAUGCCACGUUAACCAAAACCGCAUUCCAAACCGCCGAGUGACCUCGUUUGCACCGGUUUUGAUAGUUCAGAUACAAGUUGUAUCUAGUUUUGGGGAGAAAAAGUGGAUUCGGAUAAAGUUAAGGGACCUGAAAUGAACUUAUUCUGCAAAAAAAUCCCCCCGGCUGGGGCCCUAUAAGAGGUAAUGAGGCCCAUUUACACAUUGUGGUGGUUCCUUUCCACCCUCUCAUCAGUUUGCCCACACAGCCGCCGCUUCCUCUCCCAGGCCGCGUGCACCGUCGCGGCCGCCUCCCCACGCCGUCGCCCUGCUCCCUUGCCAACUAUUCCCCCGCUGGCCGCCGCUGCCCCAUGCCACCAUACCUCGUCUUCAAGCGACGUCGAUUCUAAUCAUCAUCAUCCUUCUGCCGUUCUUCAACCACUUCCGAGGGGAAACGGGCUGAAGUGGGGAGAUGGUGCUGCGGCGGGCUACUGCGGCGGUGGGCGAUUGCCCGAAGAAGGUGGCGAAGCUGGUGGACCUGGUGAACCUUCCGACAGCCCUGAGGGAGUUCGCGGGGGGCCAGUCCCAGAUGUCCCACCUCUCUUUCUUCCUCCGCGUCUGGUCACAUAUCAAGAGCAACAACCUCCAGGACCCAUCUAAUAGGAACAUUGUAAACUGUGAUGACAAGCUGAAGACUGUAUUAUUGGGUAGGUCUAAAGUGGAGCUCUCUGAACUCCCAAUGCUUGUCAAGCUGCAUUUUCCCAAAUUUCCAAAGUCAUAAGAAUAUAAAAGUCACAGCUUUUAAUAACUAAAUUUUGUGGAAGCUGGUUUUAUUUCUUGUAUCCUCAGAUAAGCAGCAAAGUCAAUGUGAAUUUGUUUCCAAAAUGCCCGUUACUAUCAGCUAACAUGUGUGCAAUGAACGAUGCAGUUCUGUGACUCUUGAGUUCUGCCCACUCGAUAUAUGUAAUUUGUCAUGUUAGUAUCUUGUUGAAGAAACAGAACGAUAGAAGGAAAUCUGUGCUGCAUGAUUGCUGUCACUGUCUUUGAUAGCUUCGGAAUUGUGGAAUUGACCAGAAUUGAAUUUAAGAAGGCGGCUCUUGAAUGCAUGCUGG